UUUGCUGAGAGCACAGCUCUAGAAUAUUUUCCUUUGCCUUUUAAGGAGGGGGAAGGGUUGAAUAAGGAAGCUGGAGUUGAAAAACUUAGGAGAUACACUAGGCCUUUCCAGAAGGGUUCAGAUUUAAAUGUCAUCAGGUGAGGAACUCUUAGUGGAGGGCAAAAUGAGGGAAAUUUAUGCCAAAUUUAUGCUGUAUAAGUAAUCAAGACAGAGGAGACUUGGAUGAAGUGCUCCUCAGCUCUUCAGAGAAUUGUGUCUGACCCUGUGAAAACUUAGAGAGCAAGAUCUUCCCAGAAAUGAGCAGUGUGAUGUUUGGGAGGACAAAAGGACUUCUGCUACAUUCUUCUUCCUCACCAAUGGAUGCCUUCACUCUGCAAGAAAUCAAGGAGCUCCAUUCCCAUAAGAAGAUUUAUUUCCGAGCCUUUGCUCAAUGCUUUCUCCUAUUGAUAUUGCAGUUUUUAGCCAAACCGGUUAAAGGAUCUCUCCUACAGGAGACAACCCAGAAGUGGUUUGAAUACAAACAAAAGUGUCUGAUAGAAUUAGAAAAGCGACCAUCUGGUGUGUAUUGUAAUGGAACAUUUGACAGAUAUGCGUGCUGGCCUCAUUCACCUCCAGGAAAUGUCUCUAUUCCCUGUCCUUCAUACUUACCUUGGUGGCAAGAAGAAAGCCCAGGAAGAGUAUACAGACAUUGCUUGGCUGGGGGAACUUGGAAGACUCUAGAGAACUCUACAGACAUUUGGCAGUAUGUCACAGAAUGUUCUGAAAACUUCAGCUUCAAACAAAAUGAUGAGCGCUACACAUUGCUUUCAACUUUGCAGAUAAUAUAUACCCUGGGAUAUUCUCUCUCACUUAUUUCCCUCUUCUUAGCUCUUAUCAUUCUCCUGUGUCUCAGAAGAAUUCACUGUACUCGUAACUAUAUCCACAUGAAUUUGUUUGGUUCCUUCAUGCUGCGGGCUCUGUCUAUAUUGAUGAAGGAUAUCAUUAUUCAAGAUUCCUACUCAAAAAGACCAGAUGAUGAAAAUGGAUGGAUGUCCUAUAUGUCAGAGUCUUUAUCUACUUGUCGGACUGCACAAGUUCUUGUGCACUACUUUGUUGGAGCCAAUUAUUCAUGGCUUUUAGUUGAAGGUAUAUAUCUGCACACACUAUUGGGACCUUUGGUGCUAUCACAGAAACGUCUCUUACCCAGAUAUAUUUUGCUAGGCUGGGCAUUUCCUGUUUUGUAUGUUGUCCCUUGGUGUAUUACUCGAGCACAACUGGAGAACACAGGAUGCUGGGGGACAAACAAAAAUAUGAAGAUCUGGUGGAUCAUCAGAGGACCUAUGUUACUUUCAAUUACAGUCAAUUUCUUCAUCUUCCUGAAAAUUCUGAGAUUGCUCAUAUCUAAGCUUAAAGCCCAUCAAAUGUGCUUCAGUGAUUAUAAAUACAGGUUGGCAAGAUCAACACUGGUCCUUAUUCCUUUGCUGGGUGUAUAUGAGGUAAUCUGCUCCUUUGUCACUGAUGAACAAGUUGAAGAUUUUUCAAGACAUAUAAGACUCUUCAUUCAGUUAACAAUGAGCUCCUUCCAUGGGCUUCUUGUGGCCUUCCUCUACUGCUUUGCUAAUGAAGAGGUGAAAGCUGAGCUGAGGAAGCACUGGAUCCGUUUCCUGCUUGCCCAUCACAUCAGUUGUGUAGGCUGUGUUCUAGAGAGAAACUUCAAGUACUUUCAGAAACAUUCUAAGAGUCAGGAAAGCCAGCACUUUGGAUGGAAUCAGGGACCAGGAGAGGAUAGGCCUAGAAGCAAUGGGCAACUUUCACACUUGGCUGGAAAGGACCAAGGGACUUUCAGCUCCCAGCCACACCGAGGUAAAGCGGCCCUUCUUGGGGGCAGCCUGUCUGAAAGCAGUGAAGGUGACUUUACCAUCAUUGAUACAACAGAGGAAAUUCUGGAGGGGAGUGAAAUUUAGAAGCCUUUGUAGAAGAGAAUCUUGAAGAAGAUCUGUUCUUCACUCCUUUAUUUCCUUUCCUUACUUUCCUAAAGUGUAUUUCUGAGAUAGGAAAAUGGAAAAUAGAAAAGAAAAAAACCUAGUGUUGCCAAGUAUAGUACAGCAUACUUUCCCUCAUAAUCACAAUUAAUACUUAGUAUUUAAUGCCUUUGUCUUAAAAAAUUUCCAUGUACAUUAUAGACACAAUUCUGUUCAUCUCUACACAAACCUGGCCUUCUCAAUCUGUAAUGAUAUAUAGGACUAUCUCCUGACUGCACACUUUUCAGAUAUGAAUAUGGGAUAUGAGCCCUCAGUUGGAAUUCAAGGCUGGUGUGUCAAUAAGAAGAGAAAACUUUGAAUAUGGAAAAGUAGAUAUGAAAAAAAUUCUUUUUAAUUAUAUUCCCUUUGUUUUUCCUACAAUUAACAACCUGGUCACUUGAAGGAGAGGAAGAGGCACAAGAAGAAAGAUAGGAAUGAAAAAUAAUGUGAGUGGGAAGGAGGAUGAAGGGGAGAGUAAGAGAGAGACAGAUACAGAGAGACAGAGACAGAGGGAGAGACAGACAGAGACAGUGAAAGAGAGAUUUUUCUGCCAUUUUUUUCUUUGAUUGCCAGUUUCUCAUUCAUAAAUUUUGAUUGCUCCUCCAACUCUCCAGAUCUCAAGACAGAUCCUUCUAGGUUCCAGAUGCCAUUGGGCCGUCAAUUCUUCUAAAGAAAGAAACAUGUUUAUCUUCAAUGAGAAACUUAACAAGUAUCAGCAAAACAAAUCACAAAGCAAAAGCAGUCUAAAACAGAGGCUUUUAACUUUUGUUGUGUUGUGACACUAACAAAAGUUAGUGUUACAGACACCUUAAAUAGUUUAAUGAAGUCUGUGCUCAAAAGUCCUAGAAUAAUAUUUUUAAGCACAUAACAUAAAGUAGAUAAGAUUUAAAAAAGGAAACCAAUUAUUUGGACAUACAAUUAUCAAAUUUAAAAAGAAACUUCAUAGACCCUAGGCAACGAACCCAUAGUCUAUUUUUUUUUUAAAAUAACUUUUUAUUGACAGAACCCAUGCCAGGAAAAUUUUUUAUAACAUUAUCCCUUGCACUCACUUCUGUUCCAAUUUUUCCCCUCCCUCCCUCCACCCUCUCCCCCAGAUGGCAAGUAGUCCUCUACAUAUUAAAUAGAACCCAUACUCUAGAACAGGGAUAGGGAACAUCUGGCCUGUGAGCCAUAUAAGGCCCAUGAAAUCAUUUGCUAAGGCAACCUCAGGUGAUGAUGAGCUGAACGCCAGGAAUCUCCUACUGCUUGUGUUCUGUAAGCUGAUAAUUUGGCUUACAAAAGAUGUUAUAAAUAUUGAAAUGGCCUUUCACAGAAAAAGGUUCCCCAUCCCUGAUCUAGAGGAUCAAAAUGUUCAUGUUGUUUUGAUCUUUCUACUAAAUUUUCAAACAACAUUGCUUUGGAUUUCUCAUUUUCAAAGUUCCUUCAAAAAAACCAAUAUUGUGAACUUGGAGUCAAUGGAUUUGAGUUCAAAUUCCACUUUGAUUAGGUAACAGACAUAUAUGCUUUAGCUCAUCAAUUCCAGACAUUUGGAAUAUUGUGAAUCUAGUAGAGAAAAUUCCCCAGUGUUUCUAAAGCAUGACUAUAAAAUAAUCAGGCCAAAACUUAUGUGGCAUUGAUUAAGUUAUUUCAGUGGACCUCAGUUUACUUUUCAGUAAAGUAAAGGAGAUGUUCUACAGAACACUGGGAUUCUACUGGGGUUCUUAGAAGAGAUUAAACAGCAGUUUAAAAACUGCUUUGCUAUUAUACAUAAUCAUUUGUAAUGUGCUCAAUUCAGCUUAAAGAGAGAACCAAUGUAACUGAAAAAUUACCUUCUUAUUGAUCUCAAAUUAAUCAUUGAAGACAUUCCUAGUUUGGGAUAUGCCAAAUAUUGGCUGUCAUAUUAUUUUAUGUAUAUUUUGCCAGGAUAGAUUGAUAAUCAAGGAUGAUCAGGACUGAUAAAAGACAAUUGAAUUUAGAGAUUCGAGAUUGUUGGCAACUUUAGAGAGAAUUGUUUGAACAGGAAAAGGAGUCAGAAACCUGAUUAAUUAGAAGUUAAGGAAUGAGUGGAUGGUGAGAAGUGGAGACAACAAGAAUGGAAAAUUCUAAGAACUUAAGAGUGAAAAGAGGAGAGAUUAUAUAGAAUGAUUAUACAGCUUGAGGAGAUGACAGACUGAUAGGAAGAUUUAUAAAGAUGGGAAAAAACAGGAAUUCUUAUAGGUGGCAGGGGAAGUAUCAGAAAGGGAGAAUCGUCAAAUUGGAAAGAUGAAGGGGAAUGAUGAAGGGAGCAAGUUCCUGGAAAGAACUUGUGUCAGCAAGAGAGGGAAAGAUAAGUAAAAGUGAAAAUCUAGGAUUCUUAACUUUUUUGUUUGUUUGUUUUAUAGAUUCUUUAACAAUUGGCUAAAAACUAUUCCCUUCCCAAAAUAAUGUUUUUAAGUACAUAAAACAGAAUACAAAGAAUUACAAAGGAAACUAAAAGUUAAUGAACUGAACAUAUAUUUUUCCCAUCAAAGUUCACAGAUCCCAUGAAAUCUAUCCAUGGCUCCCCAAUAUGACUGAAGAUAAAGACAUUUUGAAGGAUGAUGAUAUGAUAAAUUUGAGAAUUACUAAAAUCAAGAUGGAUGAUUUUGAUUUUUAUAGGAUCAUAAAUUCUGGACUAGAAGGGAGCUUAAAAGAUACCUAAUCCCUUUAUUUUGUUAAUGGAAAAACAAAGGCAACAAAAGGUUAAAUUCUUUGCCCAAGAUUAUAUAAGUGAUAGAUGGUCAUAAUGGAUAGUCUUUAUUUUUUCAGCAAAGUGAAAAGGGAAAGUCAUCUGCUUAGAAUAGAAGAUGGAGUUGCUUAGAUGGACUUGAGAAGAGAGGAGGUGAUUCAGAACUGCACCCAUAGGUAUUAUGAUAGAAAGUUAAUUGAGAAAGAGUAGGAAAGGAUUGCCACUCAGAAAGAAAGGUCUAUUAGUGAUUAGCUAAGCAUGAAUUUUUAGCAGAUAUUAAGAUGAUCAUAUAAACAGUGAUGAAUGAUGAUAGGAGUAACUCAAGAUUUAGUAGGGUUAAGAACAAUAAUAGGUGAUAAAAGCAAAAACACAGGAAGAGAAAACAAUGAAUAGCUGAAAUACAAAAAUAGGAAAAGAAAGCCAGAACAGGGGUGAUGAAUUUGAAGAACAAAAUAAAACGUGAGGUCAAAGUGAAGACGAAUAAGUUUAGGAGGAAUGGAAUAAAGUGAGAGAUGGGAGAUAAUGAUUGUAAAAAAAGAAGGUGAAAUAGAUGGUGGUGAUAUCUGAGAGUUAGAUGUAUAAUAGAUUGAAGAUAUCAAUCAUUAGGUAUGAAGAGGUUGAUGAACUGUGAGGCCGAUGCUCAAGGGAACCUCAUAAUACAUAAUGAAUUCAUCUUAUUUUUAUCCCCAAAUUAAUAAACACUUGACAAAAAAUAAGCAUUUCCUUAUACAUUACAAAACAAAUGGAGGGUGUUGUAUAUGCACAUUAACUUUACCUUUCUUUUUAAAUAAAUGAAUUCAACAUGUAACUUUCAAAACUGUGCUGCUUUUCUGUGAUUCCUUCUUUUUCCUGUUCCUCUCUUUUUUGGAUUGCAGUGGGGAGUAGAAUGGAAAGAGGAACAUUUUUUCAUCUCACCCUCUUCUUACUGAAAAUUUUUAGAAUAUUAACCAAAGUCUUAUAAAAAUAUGCAGAGUCAAGUUAUCAAGACUAUGGAAGUCAUUAUCCCAAUGAUCAUUUUCACUGGCAAGAUCUCCCCUUCAGCAUUCUAAGGGUAACACCAAGGGUUUGUGUGAUUCUUCUUUAAUACUAUUCACUCAUUUCAUUUUUUAUUUCAGUGUUCUUCUCAAUCUCAUCAACAAUAGUUAUCUAACAUCAUUAACAAUCAAUUAACACUAAUUUGCUUUUUUUUUAAAUAGGUUUUAAAUUGAUGUAUUUUUAUAUCACCAUACUUUCCCACACUGUUUCCCUCUUUAUCCCCCAAAGAACUAUUCCAUAUAACAGACAAUAAUAAGGUGACUCAGGAUUUUUAAGCUUCCUGGGGGCUUCUUUGGUUAGUACAUUGGGGAGAAUACUAAAUUCCUUAUACCCUCCCAUCUAUUCUUAUACCUAAUUGGCUAACAAAGAGUCUGUUAGUACUUGUAUGUUCUGUAUACAUGAAGAACUUUUUAUUUGUUAAUAAACCUGAUUUUUAAACACAAUGUAAAAGUAAAA
Messenger RNA from Antechinus flavipes (yellow-footed antechinus), 6177 nucleotides. RefSeq names its product glucagon like peptide 2 receptor (gene GLP2R). Gene Ontology annotation, biological process: cell surface receptor signaling pathway; adenylate cyclase-modulating G protein-coupled receptor signaling pathway. Gene Ontology annotation, cellular component: plasma membrane. The transcript is spliced from 13 exons. Gene Ontology annotation, molecular function: peptide hormone binding; glucagon receptor activity. The record is from RefSeq and is a predicted model, not a curated record. NCBI's taxonomy places the organism in Eukaryota, Metazoa, Chordata, Mammalia, Dasyuromorphia, Dasyuridae. The coding region runs from base 297 to 1943 and encodes 548 amino acids.